AUGAACACCACAAACGGUUUCCUUGCUGGAUUCGACAACCGGCUAUGCACGGCAGGACACUCUAAUCAAAAGCGGUCACAGGAAGAGGAACUUAGCAACAUGGAUCCGUAUCCACUCGUUGAGGCACCAUUCACCAUGACCACUCGAGAUCCCUUUGAGGGUGAUCUAGGAUUCCUUCUAGAUUUCAUGCCGUCCUCACCACUCUUUGAUUCGAGUGGAAUGGAUUCUAAUAAAGAACAGGUGCUGAAAGGGUCCAUUGGGCACGAUGAAUACAAAGACGAGACUUGUGCUGGUUUCAAAAGAAACUACCAAGUGUUUGAUUCCACUGAAACGGAAUCUAAUCAAGAGCACAGCCCGAAAAGGCGCAUGGAACACGACGCAGGGUUUUACCAGACCGACAGCAGAGCGCCUUCCCUUAAGCGAAGUCGUAAAGGCGAAGGUGCGGAAAGCAGUGCUCCCGCCGGUGAUGCGAGUCCAAUUGCUCAAGAAGCACUUCCCCGUUUUCGAGACUACCAAGAGACUCAGUGGCAGGAGCACUUUCGUGGUCUUCUUGAGUUCAAACAGAAGCAUGGGCAUUGCUGCGUUCCAAAUAAACUCAACGAGAAUCCGAUUCUUGGAAGAUGGGUUAAGAGACAAAGGCAUCAACACAAACUACUAAAACAGGGCCACAAAUCAACGCUGAUCCCUCACCGCGUCAAAGCGUUGGAAGAUGCUGGAUUUAUCUGGGAUUCCCAUGCUGCGCUGUGGGAAGAGAGGCUAAACGAACUAAAAAAGUAUCGCCGAUUCCAUGGCCACUGCAAUGUGCCAUCGACUUUCUCUCAGAAUCCGCAGCUAUCAACUUGGGUGAAAUGUCAGCGCCGCCAAUAUAGGCUAUACUUUGAUCAGAAAGCGUCCUCCAACUUGACGGAAGAGCGCAUAUCCGCAUUGAACCAGCUUGGUUUUAAGUGGGAUGAGCACGACGCUAUUCUGAUCGCUCGUUGCAUGAUGCAGAUCAAGACGAAGUUUGAUACUGAUGAAGGUCUGAACUUCAUCCAACAGUAUUACAUCAAUCAAGGACUGAAGAAGUUUGGUGAUGAUGGAAAAGAUGCUGUGGAUAAGGAAUCGGGACAAAUGCUCCUGAGAGAUUGUUUUACUCCCGAAUUUGUGAAAGACAUGACCGCGUCUGAGCAAAAGAAGGCGAUAACGAUUUACUGGAAGCUGGUAAAGGAAAGUUACUCAAUGCUGAGUACCGUCAAAUAA
This is a messenger RNA of Cylindrotheca closterium, 1239 nucleotides long. NCBI's taxonomy places the organism in Eukaryota, Bacillariophyta, Bacillariophyceae, Bacillariales, Bacillariaceae. The record is from the annotation of a GenBank genome assembly.